UAGAGUCGCGCACGCGAGCAGCUUGAUGCGCGCUCGCGCAGCUGGGACCGUGUUGUCGUUAGUUUUCUCUGUCAGGUGGAAAUUUCCAUUCAGACUAAAAAUUUCUGGACUUUUCUGUCAGGAUUGUCAGUAAAAAAGGUGGAAUUCUGUCUGAAUGUCUGUGGAGAACCUUUUAGCGAGUCUUGGGAUGACUCUGAAGUCGAUGAGAAAGCGUUUUGUUAAAGCCUUGAUUUUCUGAGUUUUUGAAGAUCAACACGUUCAUUAGAAAUGGGACCGGAAGACGUCCAUCAGACGGAGCAAGCGCAAAACUCCAAGGGCUUUAGGGUUGUUCUCUGUCUCUGUCCCCCAGAACGCACAGAAAUGCGAACAGCAGAAACGAGAGCCUCCAUAAGAGUUAUCGGGAUGAACAGAGUGACUGUUGACACUGGCAGGGGUCACAGGCCGCACGUCCUGGAUUUCGAUGCUGUUUGGAGUGAAGGGGCUUCGCCGAAAGAUAUCUAUGAUUCAACGACAAAGUCCUUGGUGGAGUAUGUGAUGAAGGGUUAUAAUGGCUGUGUUAUAUUGUAUGGACAGUCCACCAGUGGAGAGACACACCCAGUUCAAGCCUGCACUGCCAGACAGAGGGGCAUCAUCAGCCGUACUGCUGAGGACAUCUUUAAUUCUCCAGAAGCUUCUCAUUGCAGAGUCAGAGUGUCCUGUUAUCACAUCUCUAAUGAAAAGAUUUACGACCUCUUGGAGCCUCAGGUGAGUGAGGUGUGUCGUAUCCAUGACACAGAGGAAGUGGUGCUCCUGGAGGGGCUGAGAGAGCUGGAGGUCGGUUCCACUCAGGAACUGAUGGACAUGUACCACAGUGGAAUCACUCACAGGAACACAGGUGUCUCUAAAGGAGAUUUUGCCAGCAAAUCUCACAUGGUGUUCAACAUCAUGGUCAUAAAAACGAGAGGCAAGUCCGAUAAAGAAGGAGUUCUGAUAGCCAGCAAACUUACUCUGGUGGAACUUGCAAGUUCAGGCAAAUCUGCAUACAACAGUUCUUCAGUUCUGGAUAUGAGAAGAAGUUUCCACGUGGCUCAAGAAAACCUUCAGGAGGCCAAAAUAAUUAAAAGAUCUCUUACCAUCUUUAGAAAUGUGAUAUAUUCUCUGAGCAAUACAGGCAUUCAACACAUUCCCUACAGAGAGUCCAAACUCACCCGUGUUCUGAGAGAUUGUCUCGGAGGAAACUGUCGGACAUGUCUCAUGGUCACAGUGCCAACCCAGUCGUCCUCCGUAACAGAGACUAUGAGCUGCCUUCAGUUUGCCGCACAGGCUUUGAACGUACCUUCACGGCCCAUACACAGCUCCCAGAUCCGCUACACACCUGCACAGGUGCCAAACAUGUGGGCAACAGAAAAGAACAGUCAUCUUCUUAAUAGAACACAGAUCCUCCCACCGGUCAGUGCUGAUCGAAGAUCUCAAGCCUCCUUGCCGUCAAUUGUGACUAGUCCAGGACCUCUCACUCAACUCAAGCCCAAACGCAGCCUGGAGGUUUCAGAGAACCGCUCCUUCUUACCACACCUAGAGAAACACAGACCACCAGAACCAAGCGGAUAUCACAGCGGCGUAUCUCGGAAUACAGAGGAAAAGUGUGGAGCAGCGGAUGUGUGUGUCAUAAAAAGUGCCAUCCCUCUCUCCCGAUGCCUCUCUGGGUCUGUUUUUGCGGAGCCCCUUCACUGCCACUCUGCUGAGAAACCUUUAUCCUCACUCAGCUCCUCGUCUAUCCCUUCUUUUCUCUCAGAGUGCCCCAACUGCAAACAGGAACGAAAGAUCAGAGAGGAAUACGACAAAUUUAUCAUUCAGGUGAAGAGAGACCGUGACAGCCUGAGCCAGAGAGUGACAGAGCUGGAAAAAGAGCUGAAGAUCAUAACAGGAGAGCAGCGAGAACACGAAAGGGCGGAGAAAGACGAGCGAAGAGCAGAAAGAGACUUCGGAAGACAGGAGACAGCAACUAUAAGUAACGAAACAGAGAAUGUAAAAGAGACUGAAGAUGAAAUGAGACCAAUCAGUAAACAGGGAGAUGAAAGAGACGUUGGAAAAGACAAAAUUGAAAAAGAGGUGAUUGAUAAAAUUCAGCACAGCGAGACGGAACAGAAGUUCGGAGAAAGAGAAGAAGAAAGACAGAGAAGAGAGGAAAGAGAAGGAGAAAAAGAGAAUGACUUGACUAGAAAGGAAUCUCUUAGCACCUCACAUGGAGUAACAAAGGUGCCAAAAAAUGCUGAGGAGAAACUACUAUCUGAGCUGCACAGCUUCAAAAAGGAGUAUGAAGGACUGAGGAAGAGUGCAGCUCUGUCUAUCACACAGCUUCAAAAAGAAAAGGCCGAGCUGGUCUCUCACACAGAUGAUGCCAAAAGCUGCUAUGAAAGAGUUUGUUUAGAGAAUGCAGAGCUAAAAGCAAAACUUGAAGCCCUCCUGAAAGACGCUAACUCCAGACCAAGCUCGGGUUGCAACGGUGACACAGACACACGCAGCUCAAGCGCACACACAAGCGUGCACAACUCACACACGGACACACGCUCUUCACACACACACACCGUUACCACUAACACGGAAAUGCUUGUUGUGUCACAAAGUGUUUGCCAACAGUGCACCAGUGAUCUUCCUCAAGAUAAAGGGAAUAAGUGUCGCUUUACCUCAUGCUCUGGCUUCCAAGAAUCAUUCGAACCACCUGAGCCGACUUCACACACCUGCCGCUGUGAAUCAGCACUACAUAAACCCAACCGCUACAAACAACUAAGGAGGGAGCACAGCCUGUUGCUGGACGUAAUGCUCGUGCUGUACAGAAGAGAGUGGUUCCUGCAGGACGCCAUGCCGUACGUCAGACGCACUCUCAAAAAAUGCGGCCUGAGUCUGGAUGACUCAGACUGAAGGGUCUGUUUUCUGUGCUCGUGGGAGAACGAGAUCAAAUCUGAUUAGUUAAAAAAAAAGAUUAUUUGUGUUGAGAUUCCAUUUUGAUCUCAGUGCUGCUUUUAAUACAGUAGUUCAUAACAUGAUGAUUUCUGCUCUCAGCUGGUGGUGAUACAGAUUUGUGCCCCACACACACACACACACACACACACACACAUACACAUCUAGCACUGCAACUAUGAAACUGGGUGAUCUUCUGGGAUCGCCCUUUGGCGUUGUGCUUUAUUAUUUAAAUGCUAAUUUUGGAUCUUCUUUUUUUGUAAUACUGCUCAAAGAGAAAGCUGCAGAGACUUUCCCAUGCCUUUAUAUCCGUUUCUCUGGAUUACUGUAAUUCUUUUUUGUGGGAAUUUCAGCAAAAAGACUCACAUGUCAUUAUUUAUUCAGGCUUCUUCCUCCCUUACCUACAGUACAGUUACAGGGUUGGACAAAAAUCACUAGCCCAGACAACCAGAACAAACAGAUUAUGUGCAGUUCGUUUUUGAUAUAGCGAUUACCCAUGUUUUUUUUUUUCUUUGCUCAAAUAACAAGCUGAAAAAGCAAAAAAAAAAACAUUUUCUUACAGUUAUCCUCAAUCCCACUGAACACUUUUUUUUGGAUGAACUGCAAUGCCACCUGCUUCCAAAGACCUCCUCGUACCUGACCUCAUUAAUGUUCUUGUGGCUGAAUGAACACAAAUCCCCACAGCCACUCUCCAAAAUUGAGAGGAAAGCAUUCCCAGGAGAGUGGAUCUCAUUAUAACAGCAAAGAACGAUUGGGUUGGGUGUUUAACAAGCUCUUAUAUGACUGGUCUGGUGUCUAUAUACUUUUAGCAAUAUAGUGUAACUCUUUUCAUGGUACAUUGAUGGUAAUUAGAAUGAGAAAAAAUAUAGUUUUAAAUAAACUCAGAUUUAAAUAACAUCGUUAAGGGAUGAGUGGGUUUUGAUAUUAUUGAACAUAUAUUCUGAACUUACUGAUGUAAAACAGGAUGUAACCCCCUUCCCUACACACACACACACACAGACACACACACACACACACACACACACACACAGAGCUAUAAUCUUAUAUUGAAAAUAUUUUUUUUAUUAUUCAAUCAAAAAUUUGAUGGAAAAAGAACGUUUAUUUCGCUUAGCUACUCUAGCAUAAUGACACAGAUUUAGAUAUUUAUUUGUUUUUUUGUUUGUUUCUGAAUGUCAUUUAUUUUCAUUUUUUAUGAUUUCAUUUUCAUAUAAUUUCAUUUCAUUUGUUGUUUUAGUUUUUAUUUUCUUUUCAGAACACUUGAGUAACAAGUUGUAAUUAUUUCUGUGAUUAAAUAGGACCCAAACAGAGAAGAGUCUGAAAUGAUUUCUUUUAUGUAUAAUGUAACUCUUGAUAUCCAUGCUUGCAAAUUAUGACUGUAGACAUUGUUCACUAACAAAACCACAAUCCAAUUUUUUCCACCUUUAAUUUUUAAAAAUAUAUAUAUUUUACUGUUCAUGUCUGGUUGUUGGGGGCACGGUGGCUUAGUGGUUAGCACGUUCGCCUCACACCUCCAGGGUUGGGGGUUCGAUUCCUGCCUCCGCCUUGUGUGUGUGUGGAGUUUGCAUGUUCUCCCCGUGCCCCGGGGGUUUCCUCCGGGUACUCCGGUUUCCUCCCCGGUCCAAAGACAUGCAUGGUAGGUUGAUUGGCAUCUCUGGAAAAUUGUCCGUAGUGUGUGAUUGCGUGAGUGAAUGAGAGAGUGUUUGUGUGCCCUGUGAUGGGUUGGCACGUCCAGGGUGUCCUGCAUGACGCCUGUGAUAGGCACAGGCUCCCCGUGACCCGAGGUAGUUCGGUUAAGCGGUAGAAAAUGAAUGAAUGAAUGUCUGGUUGUUUGUUUUUACUGCUUUUC
Molecule: messenger RNA, 4783 nt
Organism: Tachysurus vachellii
Lineage: Eukaryota; Metazoa; Chordata; Actinopteri; Siluriformes; Bagridae
Exons: 21
Coding region: 268-2898 (876 amino acids)
Biological process (GO): microtubule-based movement
Cellular component (GO): kinesin complex; microtubule
Molecular function (GO): microtubule binding; microtubule motor activity; ATP binding
Source: RefSeq, a predicted model, not a curated record